Molecule: messenger RNA, 1184 nt
Organism: Spinacia oleracea (spinach)
Lineage: Eukaryota; Viridiplantae; Streptophyta; Magnoliopsida; Caryophyllales; Amaranthaceae
Product: RHOMBOID-like protein 5
Exons: 5
Coding region: 150-1103 (317 amino acids)
Biological process (GO): proteolysis
Cellular component (GO): membrane
Molecular function (GO): serine-type endopeptidase activity
Source: RefSeq, a predicted model, not a curated record
CUCUCUGUUUUCUUCCCCCCCCCAAAAAAAUCAAACUUAGUGCCAAUGCCAACCUCCCAAUAACAAUUCCUAUCUCUCUUCCUAAUUUUCCUCCUUUCAUUAUCCUCUUUCUCUCCUACCUCCACCCUCCUCCCUCCUCUUUACCAACAAUGGGGAAGAGGGAUGUCGAGACCGGCAUUGGCGGCACCUUCUACCACUACACGCCACCACCUCCGCCGAUUUAUCCACCGCCUAGGGAGCCGUAUCUUUCGUGGCUAGUUCCUCUCAUAUUUGUAGUCGAUAUAGCUUUAUUCGUUUUAACAAUGUACGAAAACAACUGCCCCGCGACCCUUGUGGACGACCCUGAUCACCAAUGUCUUUUUCGUGAGCAUUUGGGCAGGUUUUCCUUUGAGCCUCUCAACAAGAAUCCCCUCCUUGGCCCUUCUACUGCUACGCUGCAAAGAAUGGGAGGACUUCGGUUAGAGAUGGUAAUACAGGAUGGUGAAUGGUGGAGGCUAUUCUCUUGCUUAUGGCUUCAUGCAGGAGCAAUUCAUUUGAUAGCCAAUAUGAUCAGCCUUCUUUUCAUGGGGAUCCGUGUUGAAGAAGAGUUUGGAUUUUGGAGAAUAGGACCACUAUAUGUGCUAUCUGGAUUAGGAGGAAGUUUGAUGUCUUGUCUGCAUGUCCUCCACAAACAGAGAGUUGGGAUAGUUUCAGUUGGUGCCUCAGGCGCACUUUUUGGACUACUUGGUGCCAUGCUUUCGGAACUCAUCACUAAUUGGACUAUUUACGCCAACAAGUGUUCAGCAAUAACAUCACUUAUUGUGGUAAUAGCCUUGAACUUGGCGGUAGGGUUGAUCCCAGGGGUGGACAAUUCUGCACAUAUUGGAGGCUUUGUUACAGGGUUUUUACUGGGUUUUGUUCUCCUAAUGCGACCUCAAUUCGGUUAUGUUAAAAGCAAGUACCUUCCUCCUGGUUAUAAACAGAAAUCCAGGCACAAGUUUUACCAGUAUUUCUUCCUCCUACUCGCUCUCAUUGCCUUAAUUGUUUUGUAUGCAUAUGGGUUUAUUGAGCUAUUUAAAUCAAUGGAGACCAGAAAUCAGAAUAGCUUUAGGUUAUUAGAAUAAUUCUGUUUUUCACAACAUCAACCAUCAGAAACUUAUUGAUGUUCUACACUGAAAUAAACCUAACUGGAUCACCACCGACAA